This is a messenger RNA of Punica granatum (pomegranate), 1264 nucleotides long. Lineage: Eukaryota; Viridiplantae; Streptophyta; Magnoliopsida; Myrtales; Lythraceae. The record is from RefSeq and is a predicted model, not a curated record.
AGCUCCAUUGAGAAGGGGACAAAGAGAGGAAGAGGAGAGGUUCAUAGGUAAUUUUGGUUGUAGUAGUGAUGGGGAGGGCUCCUUGCUGCCCUAAGGAGGGACUAAACAGAGGAGCUUGGACUGCCAUGGAGGACAAGAUUCUGGUGGACUACGUUGCCGCCCAUGGCGAAGGCAAGUGGGGCAACAUCCCGAGGGUAUCCGGAUUGAGGAGAUGCGGGAAGAGUUGUCGAUUGAGGUGGCUCAAUUAUCUGAGACCCGAUAUCAAGAGAGGCAACAUUUCCCCCGAGGAAGAGGAUCUCAUCAUUCGGCUCCACAAGCUUUUGGGCAACAGAUGGUCGCUGAUUGCCGGAAGACUCCCAGGGCGAACAGACAAUGAAAUUAAAAAUUACUGGAACACGGUAUUAAAGAAGAAGUUGAAGAGCAAAGAGCAGUCGAAGGGUGACUCCGGUCGUGAUAAAAGCUCUCAGACGACCAAACUGAUGCCCAGCAAGAACUCGAAUGUAGGCAACUCCAUUGUGAGACAACUGAAACCCGCAAGGACUGCGAGGACAGUCUCUACUGCCCCGAGCUCAGAGCCACAGAAUGAUGUUUAUCGUGUUAUAGACUAUAGACCGGGAUGUCCCGAGCUGUCAACCGAAGGCGAUAAUGGAGCAAAACCGGGUGGUGGCUCGCUGGCAACCACUGCAUCUGAAGAGGAAAACGAGCUAGAGAACCUGGCGAUGGACUUCGAGUUUUUGGCCUCCGAUUUCUCCGAGUCCGAAUUUUGGAAAUUGUGCCAACUUGAGAGCGACGACAUCGACCAGCAGCCGCUUCUUUUCUCUGAAGAAUUGCUGAAGAGCUGGACGGACGAUGGCUGCUUUCAAUUACAAGCCUAACUUCAAAAGACAUCAUCAAAUCAUGUGGGUCCCACGUGACAUUGAUUCGAUAAUUAACACUAAUUGAUGUACCGAUUUAAAGUCUAGGAAAUAAUUGGAUUUUGACAUGUAAGGCACUUUGUGGGUGAUUAUACUUUUAAUAAUUGUGGGUCGAAAAAUAAUCAAGCAUGCAAUGAUUUAUUAAGUGGACUUAUAAGAUAGAAAAAAGUCAGCAUGACAAUCUGGUGGUGGUGCGAGUGUGAACAUCGACGUAAUGGACGUUUCCAUCAUGUGAUUCGUAACGCAAUAUUGUUGUUUGUCUUCACUUUCCUUGUCUGUGAUUGCGGUCUUGUCUUGUUCUAAUAAGAAAUAAAUAAAGCAUUUCUUUUUUUUCGGUAGAAAGAAAUAAA